CAAAAAACAAAAAACUAUAAAGCUACCCCCUCAUUCAUAUAUUUUCUCUGUGGUUGCAGCAUCUUUACCAGCAAUACACAGAACUUAUCAGCCCACUUCCUUGUACUCAGAGCUCCCAAAAUGAAGGUUGACAUAAUUUCUAGUGAGCUCAUCAAACCAUCUUCUCCUACUCCAUCUGAAUUCAGAGACUUCAAGCUCUCUUUUCUUGAUGAGAGAAUACCUCCCACCUAUGUCCCUCUCAUUUUCUACUAUUCCCAAAAUGAAUCAACCAGCAAUAUCAAGCAAUCCCAUAUGUCAAACAUUCUAAAAGAAUCACUAUCACAAGCCUUAACUCAAUUCUACCCUCUUGCUGGAAGAAUGAAAGGCCAAAUCUCAGUUGAUUGUAGUGAUGAAGGGGUUUGCUACGUAGAAGCCCAGGUUGAUAGUGAGCUCACAGACAUCAUUGAAUGCUCGGAAGCAAAGGUGUUCGACCAAUUGAUCCCAUACAAAAUAGAAAGUGUUAAAGAAGAAUUAGCAAUUCAAGUGACUUUCUUCAGUUGUGGUGGCAUAGUGGUUGGUAUGUGCAUUUCACAUAGAAUUGCUGAUGGAUGUACUCUAUGCACCUUCAUCAAAGCUUGGGCUGCCACGGCUCGCGGGGAGAGAAAUACUGUGUGUCCAAUCUUUAACUUAUCAUCUUUGUUCCCACCAAGAGACUCACCUGACUUCAUGCCAGUCACCAACCAUCCAGCAAUUCGACCUCCAACUCAAAGGGUUGUCACCAAAAGGUUUGUUUUCACAGCCUCAGGAAUUGCUGCACUUAAAUCUGAGUUGGUGAAAACCAACAGCAAUAUGCUGCUGCCUACGCGUGUGGAGGCGGUUUCAGCACUGAUAUGGAAGUGUUGCAUAGCUGCAACACGGCGCAAGAACUGCAGUGUAUCGGUGGCAUUUCAUCCUGUGAACUUCAGAAAGAGGAUGGACCCUCCAUUGCCUGAAAAUUCAUUUGGUAAUAUUUUCCAAAUGGCAAGUGCAGUGACAAGUGGAGAGACAGAUUUGGGUAGCUUGGUGGGUAAAUUGAGAGGUGCAAUUGGGAAAAUAGACGGUGAUUACAUAAGAAAACUACAAGGUGAGGAUGGGUUUGACAUUGUGAGGAACAAUUUCAAGGAGAUAGGGAAGCUUUUGUCCCAAGGGGAUGUGCAGGUGUUGAGGUUUAGUAGUUGGUGUGGUUUUCCAAUAUAUGAAGCAGACUUUGGUUGGGGAAAUCCAACAUGGGUGAGCAGUGCUAGCUUUUCAAAUAUUGAUAGUAUUAAGCUUAUGGAUUCUAGAGGUGUUGGUGGGAUUGAAGCAUGGGUGAUCUUGGCUGAGGAAGAUAUGAUGGAAUUUGAGAAGGAUGUGGAGCUCCAACUCUACACUACAUUAUCUUCGUGAUUAAUUUUGUUAUUACCAAA
This is a messenger RNA of Ilex paraguariensis (yerba mate), 1424 nucleotides long. The record is from the annotation of a GenBank genome assembly. NCBI's taxonomy places the organism in Eukaryota, Viridiplantae, Streptophyta, Magnoliopsida, Aquifoliales, Aquifoliaceae.